This is a messenger RNA of Acanthosepion pharaonis, 1206 nucleotides long. Lineage: Eukaryota; Metazoa; Mollusca; Cephalopoda; Sepiida; Sepiidae. The record is from the annotation of a GenBank genome assembly.
AUGCUUAAUCUGCAUAACCCAGUUGACCGAAGAUGUUGUGAAGGGAAUUCUCUACAAUUUUUGGAAAGGCAAAGUGAGUCAGGAGUUUACCUCAACCACUCGUCAGUCAUGGCAGCUAGGCAAGGGCAGUUUAACAGCUUACCUUCCAGAACUGUUGGCAAUGUUGGCCCUUACUACAACGGAACACACACAAAAUCUACCUCUAGUGCUGAUAGCGACAGUUUGGAUCUACCCCCUGAAGGUGUGGCGCAUAAUCUGGAGCAGAUGCGUUUGCUGCAUAAGUUCAAGGAACUGCGUCGACAUCAAAUUCAGCAACAAGAGAUCCUCAUGCAGCAGCAAGAGCAGCAGCUGGCAUUGCUGCGACAGGAAAUGAAACAACGUCAGAGGCAGGUAACCACUCUGCAGCCUCAUUUAGUCCCCAACGUCGAUCUUUUAUCCUUUCCUCAGUCCCCAACGUCGAUCUUUUAUCCUUUCCUCAGUCCCCCCAGUUCAUCUUUUAUCCUUUCCUCAGUGCCCCCCGUAUAUCUUUUAUCCUUUCCUCAGUGCCUCCCAUGCAUCUUUUAUUCUUUUCUCAAUGCCCUCCCCAUACAUCUUUUAUCCUUUUCUCAGUGUCCCCAUACAUCUUUUAUCCUUUCCUCAGUCCCACCAUCUAUCCAUCUUUUAUUCUUUCCUCAAUGCCCCCUCCAUCCUUCAUUUCUACUUACUGCAGUCCCCCCGUUUGUCUUUUAUCCUUUCCUCAGUCCCCCUCGUCUAUUGUUUUAUCCUUUCCUCAGUCCCCUCAAAUCUAUUGUUUUAUCCUUUCCUCAGUCCCUCUUUCUAUUUUUUUAUCCUUUCCUCAGCCCCCCCUCCGUCCAUCUUUUAUCCUUUUCCUCAGCCCCCCCCUCCGUCCAUCUUUUAUCCUUUCCUCAGUCCCCCCGUCCAUCUUUUAUCCUUUCCUCAGUAAUACCCGUUCAUUUUUUAUCCUUUCCUCAGUACACCCCACCCAUCCAUCUUUUAUUCUUUCCUCGGUGUUCCCUCCGUUCUUUAUUUCUCCUUCCCGCAGUCCACCCUGUUCAUCUUUUAUCCUUUCGUCAGUCCACCUCCAUUCAUUUUUUAUCCAUUCCUCAGUCCCCUGUGUCCAUCUUUUAUCCAAAAGAUUUGCAUCAUGUUUUCAAUGUGGCCUGGAUAGAUACUCCAGAAGAGAAGAUAGUAUUACACAUUGCAUAA